Messenger RNA from Rotaria sp. Silwood2, 219 nucleotides. NCBI's taxonomy places the organism in Eukaryota, Metazoa, Rotifera, Eurotatoria, Philodinida, Philodinidae. The record is from the annotation of a GenBank genome assembly.
AUGGCUGGCACUUAUGAUACUGAAGAGCAGAGAAUUAUUGACAGAAUUACAUGUAUCGCCUUUCGUGAAGCUCGAGAUGCUGGUGCAACUUUUAUUAAUCGACAAUGGAUCGCGGAGAAAAUUCAUCGCUCCGUUCGAUUUGUUACAGACUGGCGGAAAAAGCAAUAUGAUCAAUGUUUUGCCAAUUAUUCCAAUGCUGGUCCUAAACUUAAAUUAUGA